CUAUCAGGUCCACUUUGCGUUCCACAUGGACGACGCCAGCCGGACUGCCACAGCACAGCAGUCCGCAUCCAGCAAGACCCAGCGCCGUCGUCGACCGCCAGUCUGAGCGCACGAACGUUGGCGCACCGGGGCGAGAGAAGGCUAUGCAGGGCAGACGAGCCGGCAGGGAUUCGGUGGGCGGUGAUGUGGCCGGACAGAGUUCUGUCUGGAGCGGGGCCACAGUUUGGGAGGAGGACGAACGUGCGCCGGGAGAUAAGCCGAAUAUGGACAUAACCCAGGGCCAUCAGGGAGAAAAAGAUAGCAGAAUUCGCCGGAGCAUGGUGCUCGCUCUCCCCGCAAACUGUAUAUCAGCGCGAUGAUGCUCGUCCCGCACGCCCUACCGUCCCCGUCUCGUCUACCUCCCUUCACUGUGAGCGUCGACUUGAGCAAUGGCUUCCACCGGCAAGAAACGCGUCGGCCUCAGCCAGGUCUCCCUCAUCUUUGCUUGCGGGACCGCCUUGUUCUCUGACGGUUAUGCUAACAACAUCAUUGGGAGCGUGAAUACCAUCCUCAAGCGGAUCUAUGGCCCGGAGCAGGUCGAUAAGGUCUACAGCAAUACCCUCACGUCCCUUGCCUUCGCCGGCACCGUCGUCGGCAUGCUCAUAUUCGGCUACGUCUCUGACAAGAUCAGUCGAAAGUUCGGUAUGAUGCUCGCAACGGGUAUCGUCGCUCUCUUCUCCGGCCUUUCGGCGGCGUCAAGUGGGGCGAACCAUAGCGUGCGGGGGAUGCUCGACAUGCUUUGCGCGAUGCGGUUCCUCAUUGGUAUAGGUGUCGGUGCAGAAUAUCCCUGCGGGUCCGUCGCCGCUUCAGAACAGUCGGAAGAGCCAGGUAUCAGCAAAAACUCUCAGCAUCGAUGGUUUGCGCUCGCGACCAACUCCAUGAUCGAUUUUGGCUGCGUCGUCUCCGCGUUCGUCCCGCUCGUACUCUACUGGAUUUUUGGCGAGAACCAUCUCCGUGCCGUAUGGCGUAUCUCGGUCGGUCUCGGUCUCAUCCCGGCCGUUGCGGUCUUCGUCUGGCGGUUGCGGAUGGAGGAGCCGACCCGGUUCAAGAAGGACUCAAUGAAGCGCACGAAGACACCGUACCUCCUCAUUAUCCGCAGGUACUGGGUGGAAUUCUUGGGCAUCUGCAUCUCGUGGUUCAUCUACGACUUCAUCGUGUAUCCGUUCGGUAUCUUUUCCUCGACGGUCGUGAAUAACAUCACGAACAACUCCAGCGCGCUUAGCGUUGUGUUCGGCUGGAACGUCGUGAUCAACUUGUUCUACAUCCCGGGCACGAUCGGCGGUGCAUUCGUCGUCGACUACCUCGGUCCGAAGUACACCCAAAUCACCGGCCUUCUGUGCCAGGCCGUCAUCGGCUUCAUCAUGAGCGGUCUCUACGACCAGCUCACGAACCACAUCGCCGCCUUCGCCGUCGUCUACGGCAUCUUCCUCAGCUUCGGCGAGUUCGGGCCCGGGAACUGCCUCGGCAUGCUCGCCGCGAAGACCGGCCCGACCGCGGUGCGCGGGCAGUUCUACGGGGUCGCCGCGGCGGUGGGCAAGGUCGGUGCGUUCAUCGGCACGUGGGUCUGGCAGGACAUCGUGGACGACUUUGGCGGCUCGGAGAGCAAGCGCGGGAACACGGGCCCGUUCUGGAUCGCGUCGGGCCUCGCGAUCCUCAGCGCGCUCGUGACGUUCUUCCUCAUCAAGCCGCUCUCGCACGACGGCAUGGAGGAGGAGGACCGCCUGUUCCGCGAGUACCUCGAGGCGCACGGCUUCGACACGUCGAUGAUGGGCCUCGAGGGCGAGUCGACGCCGACGAUCGCGUCGCGCGAGUCGAAUGACCCGAACAGCAUCGACGAGAAGCUCGCGUGAGGUGCUGGAUGGGCGGUGGUGUUUGACUGACCAGGUAGCAUAUUUAACUAGUGUAAUCUUGGGUGCUGCUGCUUGUGUCUAAGCUCGCUGAGGGAUAUUGGGCUGUGGUGGUGGCCAUGUUGUAACGACCUGUCAUGUACGAGAGGAUACCGAUGAUACUGCUAGUCCGCUAUAGACACCUCUAUUUCUUGUCUGGUGCCGGGCGUGUAGGCUUCUAUGUGGUCCUGGCACGGAGCGUCAAGUGAGCAUCGCCUUCAGCCCGUCGCUGGUGUCAUUAAACCCACAGAAAGCAACAGCAACAAAAAAAUGCAAAGUACAUAGCAGUGCAACUUCAAGUCAUGAUGCACGGCACUCCGCCGGCGCUACACUUCGUCGGCUCGGCGUG
Messenger RNA from Fomitopsis serialis, 2274 nucleotides. RefSeq names its product metabolite transporter. Lineage: Eukaryota; Fungi; Basidiomycota; Agaricomycetes; Polyporales; Fomitopsidaceae. The transcript is spliced from 9 exons. Gene Ontology annotation, cellular component: plasma membrane. The coding region runs from base 429 to 1889 and encodes 486 amino acids. Gene Ontology annotation, biological process: carboxylic acid transport; transmembrane transport. Gene Ontology annotation, molecular function: carboxylic acid transmembrane transporter activity. The record is from RefSeq and is a predicted model, not a curated record.